This is a messenger RNA of Marmota monax (woodchuck), 1291 nucleotides long. It is a transcript of the gene Ube2j2, whose product is annotated as ubiquitin conjugating enzyme E2 J2. Bases 161 to 940 code for a protein of 259 amino acids. The transcript is spliced from 7 exons. The record is from RefSeq and is a predicted model, not a curated record. Lineage: Eukaryota; Metazoa; Chordata; Mammalia; Rodentia; Sciuridae.
UUGGAAGCUGAGGCGGCGGCGGCGCUGCGGCGGGUGCUGUGCGCUCGGUCCCGGCGCGGUGCGGCUCUGCGGCGUGGGCCCUUUUCUUCCGCACCCUGCUCCGGCCUCGACCACGGCGAGCCUGAGCGCGGCGGCGGCCCACCUGCGGCGACGGGGAGAGAUGAGCAGCAGCAGCAGCAAGAGAGCCCCAACAACAGCAACCCAAAGACUGAAGCAGGACUACCUUCGGAUCAAGAAAGACCCGGUGCCUUACAUCUGCGCCGAGCCCCUCCCUUCCAAUAUUCUUGAAUGGCACUAUGUUGUCCGCGGCCCUGAGAUGACCCCUUACGAAGGUGGCUAUUAUCAUGGAAAGCUAAUUUUUCCCAGAGAAUUUCCUUUUAAGCCUCCUAGUAUUUACAUGAUAACUCCCAAUGGAAGGUUUAAGUGCAACACGAGGCUGUGUCUCUCUAUCACGGAUUUCCACCCAGACACGUGGAACCCAGCGUGGUCUGUCUCCACCAUCCUGACCGGGCUCCUGAGCUUCAUGGUGGAGAAGGGUCCCACCCUGGGCAGUAUAGAGACCUCGGACUUCACGAAAAGACAACUGGCUGUACAGAGUCUAGUGUUUAAUUUAAAAGAUAAAGUCUUUUGUGAAUUGUUCCCUGAAGUUGUGGAGGAAAUUAAACAAAAACAGAAAGCACAAGAUGAACUCAGUAGCAGGCCACAGACUCUACCCUUGCCAGAUGUGGUUCCUGAUGGGGAGAUGCACCAUGGCCAGAAUGGGGUCCAGCUUCUCAAUGGGCAUGCACCGGGGGCCGGGCCCCACCUUGCAGGGCUCCAGCAGGCCAACCGGCACCAUGGACUCCUGGGCGGUGCCCUGGCGAACUUGUUUGUCAUAGUGGGUUUUGCAGCCUUUGCCUACACGGUCAAGUAUGUGCUGAGGAGCAUCGCACAGGAAUGAGAGACACCAGAGCCAGGACCCUGUCGCUGCAGAUGCAAGUGCCAGAGCUCGACACAGGCGGGCUGGACAUGCUGCUGAGCCAGGGCGGGCCCGCCGGACUCCUGGGUUUCUCUUUUUAAAAACCUUAAAAGGAAAGCAAAAACCAAAAUGUGUGAUUUGGAGGAGACAAGAGAUCCUCAGCUCCCUCUGCUCACCUGGUGUGGUGUGUGUCGGGGCCAGUGUCUACCAGGGCUGCUCACGUUUGGUUUUAUAGCUUAUCUCCUGUAUUGUCUUUUGGACCUGUUUAGUAAACCUGUUUUUCAUUUUAUUAGAUUUGGUCACUUAAAAAUAUAAAACUCAAUGCCUAUCAAA